UUCCACUGUGUAAAAGUUGUACCUGUACCUGCUUUCGGGUACUUUUUUUCGUACCACCUCCGGCGAGGUUCUGAGCGGGCUGAGGCGAUACUAAAAUGUGACGUAAAAACAAUGCCGACUGCUGAUUGGUCAGAGAGAAUCGUCACUAUUCACUGCGUCAUCAUUGCGCGCGCCAGACGGAGUAGCCAGAAUAACCCCGCCAUUUUUAAAUAGUUUAAAAAGUAAACACAGAUAUAGCCUACAAAACUAUUAUUAUGGCAACUCGGAAGAAUACGCCGUGGUCAAACGAGGAGGUGCAGACUUUUCUUUGUUUGGUUGCCGAAGAAAGGAUCCAGCGAGAGCUUGAUGGGGCAACGAGGAACGAAAAAGUUUAUCGAGAAAUCUCCGAACUGCUGUCCACACAUGGCUACAACAGGACUUUCCAGCAAUGUAGGGAAAAGUUAAAAAAACUGAAAAGUGACUACAGAGCUGUAAAGGACCACAACGGCCGCAGUGGUUCAAACCAGCUGGAAGUGGUAUGAACAGAUGGACGGUAUCUACGGCCAUAGACCGGCGAGCAACGGGGGGGGAGGGUGGACUUGACUCGGCCACCAGUUUGUUGGAGUCGCUGAUGGAGGAUGAUUCAUUUUCGACGAGGGAGAAUGGUUCAGUGACACCCACUGAUGCCACGUUGGCACCAGAACCAGCGGCACCAUCGACACCAACAAGAUCAGUAGCGUCGACACCGGCAACCGGACGGAGGAAACGAAAGAGGGAACAGGAGCAUCUGACUGUCCUGAGGGAGAUGCAGACAUCGGAUGUCGAGCAGCUGGAGUUGAACCGGGUUCCAGCUCACCCUGUUUUUAUAUUUGCAUACUCGCUAGUGUUUCUUGUCAGUCUGGUGCUGAAUUGGAUCACAGUGCGAGUGUGUUUCUGCACGAAUCAGCGCGCCCAGUCCAGCGUAACAGUCUACCUGAAGAAUCUAGCCUUAGCGGACUUCUUCCUUUGUCUUUGUUUACCUUUGCGCAUUGCUAACUAUGCCAACUAUUCAGUAACAAUGCGCAAUAUAUACUGCAGUUUUGGAGCAACGGCUUUCUAUUUAAACACAUAUGCAAGCAUUCUCUUCAUGGACUUUAUUGCUGCCAACAGGUACCUGAAGAUUGUCCGGCCAUUGGAGAGUCAUGCUCUGCAGACAGUUCGUAUCGCCCGCCAAAUAUCCGUAGCAACGUGGCUCUCCUUGUUAGUCAUGGCCUCCGUCUACUUAAUCAUCUUUCUCAAGACUUCCUGGGGAGACAUUCAAAUGCCAGGAGAAAUUGGAUGUGAUUCUUUACACAGUCCCCAGCUCAGGGUGGUCUACAAAAUUACCCACUCUGUGUCCAUGGUGCUCUUUGUUUUUGUGCUGGUUUCUCUGAUUCUGCUGUACUGUCGGACUUUGCAAAAGAUCAGACAAUCUCAGUUGUCUACACAGGUUACAUCCCGAAGCUAUAAGUUCAACAGGUCUAAACGUAACAUGUUAGUGCUAGUGGUCGUUUUCUGUGUGUGCUUUGUGCCCUAUCACCUGGUGAGACUGCCUUAUGCAUUCAUCAAAAAAGCACAGAAGGAACAUUGUACAACAGCCCAGGCAUUCUAUAUCCUGAAGGAGUUGACUGUCCUGCUUUCAGUGCUAAAUGCCUGUUUGGAUCCACUUAUAUACUUUAUCUUCUGCAAGGCCUUCAGAGCCCAGCUGAGUCUCAAGAAGAAGAAAGAUAAAGGACAGCAAAGGCAACUGAGCACCAUGCUGAGCGAUACAAUCACAAAUGCUAAGAAGUGAAAAUGUGAUUUAAAUAAAUAUAUAGCAGAAUUAUAUUUUUUCCUACUCACUCUUUCAUUUUCUGAGAAACUUUUAGUUCCUGGAAGAACUCUAAAGACCUCUAGACACAUUUCCUUCAGUAACCCCGAGAAAGACUUCAAGGCUCUUGAAAUGUAUUUUGAUGUUCCUUGAGUACACAAAUAAGAUAAUUGAUGAUCCUUUAAAGCAGCGGUCCCCAACCUUUUUUGCGCCGCGGACCGGUUUAAUAUCAGACAAUUUUUUCACGGACCGGCCUUUAAGGUGUGGUGGAUAAAUACAACAAAAUAAAACGAUACGAUCGGCAUAAAAACUGGGGUAUUAUUUAAAUAUAAUAAUAAACGUGAAUCCAAUGUGUAGAUACUCGCAACUUUAUUAGCAGCGUCUUCGUAACAUCGCACCAACAACAUAACAUGAAUAACAUCCUCUCUGCCCCCUAACGCACUCUGGUCGCUAUGGUAACAUUUAAACAUGCCUUCAAAAUAAGAUACACCACAAAAACAAAUAUAAAGGGCAUGAAAAAUACAACUCACCAUAACGCUCAAUCAGUGGGAGCCCUGAGCCUGUUUCUCUGUAACGAGACGGUCUCAUCUAGGGCUAAUGGGAGACAAGGACACCCGAAGAGUGUUGCUUAUGUCCAGUCUACUCCGUAGUUUUGUUUUGGUUGCUGUCACUGCCGAAAAUAUUGAAAAAUAAAAUAGUGAAUGGUUUCUUAGCCUUAGCAAUACGGUAAGCCACCAAGUAUGAUGCUCUCAGUGCACUCGCAUUUAUUGAUGUGGUGGCCCUCAGCAAUUGCUUCUGGCCUUCUUGUUCAAACUUUUUUCUUUCAAAAUACUCAAAAGGCUUGUCUUUUAAUGGUCUCCAAGUGGCGAAGCAGUUUUGAAGGCUUCAUUGCCUCAUUAGAGAGCUGGUUGCCACAUAUUAUGCAGAGCGGGCUUGGUGCGUGUAAAUCACCUGUUGCGAUAAAUCCAUAUUUCAAGUAGGACUCCUGGUAUUGUCUGUUAAAUGCAGCUUUCUUUUUCUUGGAAGUCAUAGGCUCUUCUUCAGUCUCCUCACUGGGCCGUUUCCCCUUCGUCAAGAAACUUUCCAGAGACGUUUGUUUUUUACUCAUUUUGCUAGAUUGUGGGUUUAUUUUUAGCGGUACCGUAUCACGUGACCGAGACAAGCUUUGCUAUGCGCCAAGAGUGAGUCAUAGACGGAUGUAACGGAGAGAUUUUAUUAUUUUAAAAUUUUUUAUUUUUCAAAAUAAAACAUCGUUCAGACUCAGAUAAUAAAUAAAAUAAAUUAAAAAUAAUUACAUUUUUUUUUUUUGGAAAUAAUGUGAGUUAUUUAUUCUUUCUGUACCAAAUGACCCACGGACCGGUACCGGUCCGCGGCCCGGGGGUUGGGGACCGUUGCUUUAAAGGGUGUCUGGAGAAUCUCCAGAAGGUUCAGCCAGUAUUAUAUCUGACCCCCAAAUCAUGCCUUGAUUAUCUGUACAUUUUGACUAUCACUUGAUUUCAGUGGAAAAAAAAUAUUUCUAUUUCUGUCUAAUAAAUCUAAUAACCUCAUAGCAAGGGAUUCAUUUGAAAGACUCAACACACCAGAUGAAACCAAAACAUUUAGUCUACCUCAAGUUCAACUUUGGCCUUUUCUGCCUUUCCUAUAUGUAGUUGUGGAUGUUGUUUUUUCACAAUGUACAGUGCAUUACAGGAAAUAAAGUUAUA
Messenger RNA from Xyrauchen texanus (razorback sucker), 3510 nucleotides. Its product is annotated as P2Y purinoceptor 14-like. The transcript is spliced from 5 exons. Lineage: Eukaryota; Metazoa; Chordata; Actinopteri; Cypriniformes; Catostomidae. Gene Ontology annotation, cellular component: membrane. The coding region runs from base 518 to 1789 and encodes 423 amino acids. Gene Ontology annotation, molecular function: G protein-coupled purinergic nucleotide receptor activity. The record is from RefSeq and is a predicted model, not a curated record. Gene Ontology annotation, biological process: G protein-coupled receptor signaling pathway.